Messenger RNA from Uloborus diversus, 1468 nucleotides. Its product is annotated as thiol S-methyltransferase METTL7B-like. The record is from RefSeq and is a predicted model, not a curated record. Gene Ontology annotation, molecular function: S-adenosylmethionine-dependent methyltransferase activity. The transcript has 2 exons. The coding region runs from base 193 to 936 and encodes 247 amino acids. NCBI's taxonomy places the organism in Eukaryota, Metazoa, Arthropoda, Arachnida, Araneae, Uloboridae.
UGAACGUAUGUCCUUGACAGUUAGAUAAUCAUGAACAAACAUUUCGCUUAAGUUUGGAAUUCUGCCAGCUUUGUUGACACAAGUUCGGUUUAUGUCAUUGAGAGCGUCGACCAAAAACUACAAUUGCUCUAAUACAAAACAUUAAUGUCGGUUUAAGUUCUUGACGUUUUGUAUGUCAGUAAAUCGCUUGAUAUGUCUUCAGACAGGCAAGUAUCUUCAAAAGAAGUCAAGUUUCUUCUAUUUUCGACUGUAUUCGCCUGGUUUGUGUCUCUUACCAUGCUUUGGCCUUUCAUAAUAUUGCUAAAACUAAGUUCUAGAUUACGCAAAAAAAUUUCCAACUGGAAUAAAAUUUUUAAAUUAAAAGAUUCUGAACAUCUUCGAGAAAAAAUGUUUGCACUUCUAAGUGAAUCUUGCCCGCAAUUUGCUUGUCGUAGGCUUCGAAUACUAGAACUUGGUGUGAAAAUGUCAAAUGAUUUUAAAGAUUAUUCAAAUCAACAUGUGAUUGACUUGGCGUAUGUGGAUUUAGAUAAACGUGAGAAACUAAAAGGUAUUCCGAAUAAUAUAUUUUUGCGCCCCGAAGCAAAUAUUCUUGAAAACAAUCCAAGUAGCUCGUAUGAUGUAAUCAUCUCAACAUUUUAUUUAUGUUCCGUGAAGAAUGUGAAUUCGACACUGGAAAACAUUCGCCGGAUUUUAAAACCAGGAGGAAAAUAUGCAUUUGUGGAGCAUAUUGGAUAUCCGGAAAACAGCAUAGUUUUUUCAUUGCAAAGGCUUCUGUCUCCUCUUUGGGAAAUGUUCUUCAAUGGUUGUAGUCUGUGUCGUCAUCCUCUUACUUUCUUGAAAAAGUCUUCUUUUGCUACUAUAAGUUAUCGAACAAUAUAUCCUCAAAAACGAUUGCCGCAUAUACGUCCUAUAACAUAUGGUGUGUGCUCCAAAUGAUAUUGAGUACAUUAGCUCUUUUUAUACAAAACAUCUGAAUGUCAUUGCAGGCUAGAUGACGGAGGUUCUCUGUGGCUAACUUGUUCAUUUUCCACUAUACGAAGAACAAAGCUUGUGUCAUACAUUUUUAAACUAGGUGGUAAGCUAUUUGAAGAUGUGAUCAUUUCAUUGACAUAUUAAUCAAAAAAGAUUUUUGUGUGAUUUUUCGUUUUGUGUUUGUGUAACCAUGUGCUGAUGUGCUCUUGAAAAGUUGCAGCACUGUACAGAUUCCUUUUUUUUUUUUUUUGGUAAUGAGAAGCUGAAAUCUUAAUACUAUUUUGGAUGAAUUGGAAGCAACGAACUAAAGUUUUUAUAUUUUUUGUAUGAGUUAUAUUGUACAUAAAUCAUAUUUUAAAUUACAUGUGUAUAUGCGUAUUUUUUAACGUAUGAUUAGAAAUUUUUCCAAAAUUCUCAAUUUUUUUUUUUUCCUCGUGUAACUGUUUCCGCUUUAAAAUGUUACAAAUUUUCAAGAAAUGUCGCUACUUUAUUAUGU